CGGUAUCGUCGUCGCGACCCUCGACCAGUCGAAACAGGGUGAGCGCAGAAGAGACUGCUGGAGCAGCACUCGGAAAGAAUCAAUUUUUAAUGAGGCUCAAGAAAAGAUUUCAUUUCUACGAUUCAUUUCUCGCGGUUUCCUUCUUGGGAUUGCGAGAAAAUGGAGGCAAGAAAUGAAACGUUUUGAACUCUAAAGCAAGAGGUAGAAGCAAGGAAGCGCGAUUACUAUGGGAAUGGGAUAAAAAGUGGGAACAAGAAUAGCUAUAGCAGCUCGAACAAAGAUGUUCAAGAUGCCAGUCAUCAUCUAAAGAACACUUUCAAAACAAGUAGUGCUGCAUCUACGACGAAGCACUCAGAGAAAACUCAUUAUGAAUCCAGAACUGGCGUGUUGGCUAUAGCUAACCACGACCACAAUGACGCAUUUCCACCUCGUGAUCAAGCAGACGAUGAGGAUGAGGAUGACUGUGGUGCGACGGCGGAUUUGGAGGAGUCACGACCGCCACCAACACCGUUCGAGGAAUCCCCAGUACUACCAGCUUCCCCUGAUGCAGUAGCGCCUUCACUGCAGAACUGGAGUUUGGGCUCGUUCGUCUACGAGGUGUCUCCUGAAAAAGCGCCACCGUCGUCAGAUGGCGCGAAGAGAACUCCGGCGUCCGCUGCAUCCAGUAGAAAUAUUAAAGGCGAAGAGCUUAACGUAAGUGACCGGGUAGUGAAAACAACAACAACAACAACAUCUACUGGCUCUACCUCUACUACAAGUAAAAAUACAACCCGUGACCAUCAACAUCAUGUGCCGUCGUAUUCAAGUCGCCCGCCUGCGGUGAACAUCACGAAGCGCGAUGGCGCAGUCGUGAAUGUGAUUCCGUUGGGUCCGAUUCCCACUAGCACAAUGGCUGGAGGAGAGUGCCCCAUUUCGGCGACGGCGACAGCGCCAGCGCUGGGAGGACGCACAAACGUUAAGGGUGGGCUCCCCGUAAUCCAUCUUCAGAAGCAUCUUGGGCCCGUUUUCAAGUGAGAAGAGGCCCCAGGAUGGUCUUUAGCUUGGAUUUGGAUGAGCUCUAACAACAGCAGCAAGAAAACCAAAACAGGAGAUUCAGAUGGCAGUACAACUAGUAAAAGUAAAGCAAAGGGGGCACCAUCCCCGAACAAGAAGGUUGCGCGUCCUCGACGAAUAGUAGUGGAGUACGAAGCUCCUCCUCAAGCAAGUAAACGUGCGGAGAGUCGGGAGAAGCGUCAAAAACUGAAAGAGCAGUACUACUACGCAGCACGCGCUCGUCCUGCGGACGGUCACCAGAGGGAGAUUGCUGUAGCUGGAGCUGCUACUUUUAAGCAGAAGGUGUCGGCAGAACGAGGCGUGUCAAAAUCCUCAAAAGAUAAAGAUGUAGGAGUACCGCUAGCUGAUGAUGAUGUGCCUUUACCUGCGAACAACAACAGGAACAAGAAAGGUCGACCUUCCUCGGCAGUCGCAGCAUACAUAGAAGAGCGUGUGAAGAACGGGGAGGCUAUUGAUUCCAACGAAGUCGAGCGUAUAGUCCGCGCUCAAAUGUUUAGGGAGACUUCAUCUAACGAAGACCAGCAGAAGGCGAGAUGUGAAGUACAACUAGAUGCUGCUACUGAGCCUAUUGAUAAAAAACAUCAGGAGCAUGAUGUUCAGGAUUCUCCGAUUGAACCGGAAAAUGCUACGAGACAUGGACCUCCGCCGCCUCGUGCGUCUGCGGUUGCUAUUCCAGUUGUAGAUAUCGAUCCUGCAGAACAAGAAGAAGAAGCAGAUGACCACAUCAAGCAAGGUGAAGGGCGAGAACUCUUUCCAGCGGAACACGAUGUCGCAGUAGAAGAGGACGAGGACCGCUAUGAGAGAAGUGGCAGAGAGAAUCGUUCUGCUUCUAGUGAGUACAUUGCCGUUUUUCCGGAAGAAAUGUCCACGCAGGAGAUGGCGGCAGAGUCUGAAGAACAGGAAGAUCAGGAAGAUCAGGAGAUGAACUUGAACCAACAUCAAGAAGCGGGAGAAGAAGAUGAAGGCGGUGGAUCGAGGCGACAUUCUUUGCUACUGGAUGAGUCGAUUUCCUUUUCGGUCUCGCCUGCGGGCGCGGGUUCAGAAUGCGAAGGUGCUGAGGUGGGAGAGGGUGCUGGGCAGAGGACGGCUGCAGAUGGUAAAAAUUCCAACAAGGUGUAUAAUUUAUUUCAUCAAUCUUGCGCGCAGGAAGCCGCAGCCGCACUAGAAGAAAUGUACUAUCGUGGCUCAUCACAUGAACAUUACGGAAUGGGAAUGCAUUCGCAUGGCAUGCCGGUUUUUCUUUAUGCCAAGGAUGGUGAUGGAGCGGCUGGCGGUGUACAGCGGGAAGCCGGUGCUCCUGGUGAUCUUAGACGGGGGGACGAACAACCAGCUGUAACCCCUGCUCCGCUUGGUGUGCCGGAAGGUGAUUCCGCACCCGUAUUGUCCUCGAGUGCUGAGGUUCCGCUAACGUUCCAACGCGAGGACCAGGAACUACAAGAGGUAGUUCCAGCACCCCAAGAAGAGCAAGGGCUUCCUAGCGGAGAAGAACUAGCGAGACUGGAGGUGGAUGGUUUGAACAGGAGUGCUGCGACAGGAGCAUCGACUACAGGAGGUGCUGGAGGUGCACGACCCCUAGGGACAUCUGCUUCAGUAGGCCCUAUGGGUACUAUGGCAGGGACGUGCGGAACAUCAACGCGUAGAUCACCCAAAGUGUCUCUAAGGGCAGUGGUUGCGACCCCUCCAGUCGGUUGCUCUACGACAGGGAAGGUGUUUGCGAGCACGAUUCCGCAUUAUCAAGUCCAUAGUCCCGAUGACGACUUGCGAACUUGCAUAAUACGCGAUUACGUCAGCCGGGCAAGCAGUCCAGACACUCCAAGUUACAAAGGCAUUCCGCCUCCGGACCCACAUCUGAAUGACGAUCAGAACGUGUGUCGCGGUGGCACCAGUGGCUACUUUUGCUACUCGCCAAAGGCAGCGUCGGUCAAAAGGCACAAUCUGGAAGUAGCGGCGCAUCACAAGAGCCUUAUGAAUUCCCAUUGAUUCAGAUUAUCAGAGUAGUUUUGGAUGCGAUCGAGUUUUUCAGGAGAUGAGUUUGUUGUACUGGAAUCGUGUUUGUUCCUCUUUGUUUUGUCAGAAGAUGCAAGCAAGUACUCCAUAGGUGCGUCCAGUAAUAUGUCUGUGUUUACACUCACAUGAGCGAUAAGAAUCGACGGUCUUCAUCAAGAACACCAUGACCAUCUCCAUCACAGACAUAGAUCUUGUGUAUCGUACACGCUAAUGCGGAGGUCGAGUCCUCCAUUUCUGUACAAGAACGAGCCUCUGCGUUUGCGCCGCCUGACCGCAUGAGUUCGAUGUCGAUGGACGAGGCGAACAUAGAUCCUAUUAAGACUUCCGGAAAUCUCCCAUUUUGAGAAGCAUCUUGGACCUCCCGCGCAAGGAAGAAACGGGUCCAAGAUCAAGAUGACUUUCAAGAUGGACUCCCGGAAGGUCUAAUCCUAUGUCUAUGCGUGAGUCCUUUGCGACCUACGUUCCCGGGUCCUCGUUGUUGAGUGCUGUCCAGCCUCGGGACACGAACUACUGGUCCGACGAGCGCAGGCGACAGCCUCAGCGGCGCAGUGGUCUUGGAAGUAGUGGAGGUGGCGAUGGCGGUGACUCUUCAACAGACUGGACAGCGUACGGACGUGACGGGCAAUUGCUUAGUACAGCAGAGGCGAACGCGAAGCGCGACAAAGUUCGGCCAUCGCUGCAUUCGCGGUCUUCCGGGUCAGAACCGAAGAGGGUCGUGUCUAAGAAGGCGCCACCAUCGGAGGUUGGGAGAGCCAAGGCGGCGGCCGCGCGUGGGGCAACGGGUGUAAAGGCAGGACGUGACGCAUCACGGAGUCGUUCGGGGUCGCGAGAUCGGGAUGGUGCUGCUGCGGCUCAGCCUGGGGAGGGCGAAGAAGAGAAAGCUGCUGCAGCAGAUCCAAAGAAAGCGAGUGCUGCAAAAGCCAAGUCCUCGGAAAACAAGGCUACGUCCGCAGUGGCGAAGAAGGCUGGUUCUAAGGACGGCGCAAAGGCUGCUGCAGCUGACAAGAAGGCAACUGCGGCAAGCAAGAAAGCCGGAGCUGCGCCUCCGACGGCGCCGGCAACGAAAAAGGAAGCCUCGCCGGCCAAGGCCUCAGCAGGCACCAAAGCAACGCCUUCGGCAACGUCGGCUGUAGCGAAGAAAGCCGCUGGGGCUAAGGAGAGGCCAUCCACAGCGACUAGUUCGACGCCAUCGCCGAAAAAGUCUGCCUCUCCAGCGAAAAAAGCUGUUGGCGCACCUGCGGAAGAGCAGAGACCAAAGACUGCACCGGGAGCCGCUGCUCCGCCGAAAGCGAGUGGGGCAUCUACUGCAUCUACUUCGAGGGAAGCCGCAGCAAAGCAGAAAUCUGCAGCCAAGGUCGGCGCUGCUGCUGCUGCACCGAAGACCGGCGCCAAGGCGAGUGCGCCGAAAAGCACAGCAGUGACAACUGUUAAUAAGGCUGCUGCAGAAGGUGAGAAGGCGGCAACAGUGGCAUCGUCGGAAGCUCCACGCGGGCACAGACCGACGAAUCUGUACUAUCAUUUCGAACCUGAAGAACGAAUCGACGAAUCGGAAAUACGGAGAUCUUCAAUUACGUCGCAGCGCAGAACAGUUUCCUCUGGCCGCGAUACUGCUGCUAGCUUGCCGCUAGACGCAUCGGACGACAACGCGGAUCAUACGAUUAAGGCUAGAAGAAAUCCAUCCUCACAGGCAUCUUGGUCCCGUUUCUCAAGGGAAAAAAGACGGAAGAUGCCGCUCAAAAUGGGAGAUUUCUUCUAGCUCUAAUAAGAUAUUGGAUGAAUCGCAGAGUGCCAAGUUCAUGCUGGGUGGAGCCCAAAUCCCGGACCGAGUCGACAUUGCGUUAACCCGCUUCUUCGAGCACUACCCGCUUCCGUUUCUACAAUUAAGGGUAGGUUAAAGGUGCUUUUCUUACUGCUUUUUAUGCCUCUCUCAUCCUAAGGGGGAGAGAAAGGCAUAACAAGCGGGGGAACCCGCGAGCACCAAAAACCUAGUACCUCUAAGACAAGUCACCAAACUGCGAGCGAAUUGGUACUUUGUCCUGGACGUCACUGGAGGCUCAAAAGCACAAGGCAAAAAGGUUUUCGUAGACUUUCGCGGACAGCACAGUCUCAUCGUCAAGUCGUCAAGAGGUUUGGAAUCCUUGGAAAGCUUUUUCGCGGUGCAGCGGGUCAAGCACGAGCAAACUUUCCGUGGCACGUGGCCGGAAAUGAAAGGCACGCUGCUUCCCGGCUACGGCGCCAAGCUGCCACAGCCUCAGUUGCCUCCAGAUUAAGGCUACUGUUUAGACCCAUCCUCAGACAGCGUCAUCCCGCCUGGCUCCCUUUUCUUCUACUAGAAAACAGGCCAAGUUAGUAGGAUGCUACUAGGGAAGAUGCAAGUGCGACAGCUCUAACCGGAGAGGAAAACGGAGGCAUACAUGCCGUCGUCGCCGAAGCAGAAAGCCGACGAGGUGUUUCUCAAAGACUCACCAAAGGACGAGACGAAGAUGGCACCAGGAGACUUGCACCAGCAUCCGUACUUGCUACAAGCAAGAGACGGGAAAAUCGCGAAGUUGCCUCUCAUUCGAGGACAGAACGGGGUCCCGAUAACGGGUGCUAUGGAGAUGAGGCCAGCGCCGGCAUCUCCUCAAAGUGCCAAGGCGAAAAAGAUGUCGUUCUCGAACCGCCGGUCAACACAAGAGCUAGGAGAACAAAUACUGAUGGCGUACGACGAGGACUCGCAAUUUGAGCGGGAUGCAGCAGAAUUCUUCAACCCUGGUGGGACGACGACAACCACAGAGGUAGUACCACAACAACUCCUCAGCAAAAAGUGCAAAGGUAUCGGCAAAAAUGGUAGAGCAGGUAGAGCAACUACACCUACAGUUGGAGAUCCUUCUUCUACAGCUCCCGUUCUUGGGAGCGGUGUCGCCGCAGCGCAAGGUCGUGCGCGCAGGGAAACAGGAGUGAUAUUGUUGGCUUCUGAAGAGGUUGCCGAAGGCGAAGCGGCCACCGGGAUGAGAAUUUCUACUGGCAGCUCCAUCUCAAGAGGAAGCGUCCUUUCGAUGCCUCCUCCACCAGACGAGGAAGCAGUAACUCAAGCAGCAAGCGUGCCUCCGACAAAGAGGAUGGAAACUGCAACUCGACCAGCCCAAAACUCAAACCCACAGGAACCGGGACGGCGCGGUAGUUUUUAAGGCGGCUCACUAUCGCUAUUUUAGAUAAAUACCACUUCAGUUGACAAGGAUUUCAGAGAAGACGAAGAUUUUCCACAAUUACAGGGUUCGCUACUUGAGUGACUUGUUCAAGAUGAGUCAACAUAUGAUUGGCGCUAAAGAAGCGCAGCGGGCGGUGUCGAUGAGGUUAUCCAAAAGCUAGAAAAAGGACGCGGCGCCGCAACGGGCGUUGUCGUUGAGUCAGCAUCGCCACCAAUACUAGGGGAGGUGCCAGACUCGCCGGGGAGUGCCAGCGGUAGUGGACAUGGCGGUGACAGCGGGGAGGCGUCAGUAGCAGGGUCGUUGGGUAGACCAGAGGAUGAUGGCAAGGUUAAAAUAGAGGAAGGGACUUACGACGGAGGGGAUCUGGUAGACGAGGCAGCGCGUCGGGUUGCAGGUGGGAAAUCUGCAUCUUCUUCAAAGAGAAACAAAGAUCGUGUCACCAAUCUUAAAGGGGCAUCAGAGCCGUCAAAAUCAUCGACUUCAGAAGACCAGUCGAACACUCCUCCAACGUCUUCAGGUGGACCCGCAAGAGGGCCUAAGAAAACAAGUUCUACAGGGGCAAGAGAAGUAGAGGAGGAGAAAGUGUUGAGCCAAGAUCAGGAGGAGACACGGCGCGCUGCGUACAAGAGUGUAGUGGGUGAUCUGGAGCAACUAGAGGCAGUAUGGGAAGUUGAACAUGUCGCAAAGCUCAUGGCUGACGCGUCAUCUUCGUCUUCAGAGUCGAUCAACAGUGAGACGAACAAGAACAUACCAGUCGGAGGAGGAGGAGCCUCUUCCUCAAAUAACAACUUUUACUUUUUUGCCGACGGCGCGCGGGCGGUGUCGUCCUCACUAGGCGGUGGUUUGCAAGAGGCCGAGGACAAAAAGAUGAGUAGUGCAGGCGAAGGAGGUCUGUCUGGGCCUACUUCUGGACAGUUCGAAACUCCAAGAAGCAAACCUGAGGAGGCAGAAGAUGCUGUGGUCGUCGAAGGCCAGCUGCAAGGGGCGGCGAUGCUAGCACUCAGUUUUGAUGGUGUUGCUGGAGACGAAGGCAGACCAGCGAACGAGUCAGCGUUGCAUCCAAGUCCAGAGAAACUCUCUCCAGCAAAGAGGCACGAAAAAAAUGUGGAAAGCAGAAUGGUGAACAUCAAGACCACUCAAAUAGAAACAUCUGGUGGUGCUGAACAAGACGCACCAGCCGACCUUAGCCGUUCUCAAAAAAGUACAACUGGUAGUCGAGGAGCUUCUGCUGGUUCUGUUACUGCUGUUUCUAGUACUAGAGCUUCCGGGAAGAACCACGUGAACGAUAAUAGGCAAAAGGGCACCAGCACUCACCUGUAUUAUGUGGAGAAUUCGUACUCGCGACGGGACCUUCAGGACAGCGAGUCUCAUGAGCAAGUGGCUGCUCCCCCCGAGGUAGAUCACCUUGCUGGCUACGAUGAAUUCGCUGACAUGACCGAAGACCACAACACUCAGGAAGAAAUCACUAGUGGAGGACGACUGAAGCAGCGGAGUGCGUCUGCGGAUAGUGGUUCUUGCUCCUCUGCAUCGAUCGAGGAAGUCCAUGUAGAUCUAGAUGACAACGUAGCCAGAGGAACAGCGGCAUCAGCGCCUCGACCACCUUCUUCGGCUGGGCGUCCACCACUUCCGGAGGCCAGUACUUCUAGAGGCGGCUCUGCAAUAGGCACGAGAACAAGUAGAGAAGCGUCGAGCACUAGUGCUGGUGCUGCUGUAGCUACGAAUGCAAGCUCAAGCAGUGCAGUACCGAUAAGCGCUAGUGUAACCCACCGAUCAAAGCAACAUGUAGUGGAGCAGGAGCAAGGAGUAGAACAAGUUCACGAUCAGCUUCAGCAGUCCUAUGAUGCUCGUACCAGUGCCAGGCGAGAAGGACGGCGUGGUAGUCAUAGCUCCGCUGCUUCCUCAUCUAUCCGCUCUGUUUCUGAGUAUGGUGGUCGAGCUUCAUCCCAUACAUCUUUGCACAGCAACAAGCCUCUGUAUGAUCGUCGCAGUCCCUUUUGCGAUGAGCGGAAUUAUGGUGGCAGCAUGGUCUGUAGUCGGGAGGCAAGGACUGGAUCAGAUCGCCAAGACUUUACGAGUCGCAGUCGCUUUGUAAUGGGUGGCGCUGAACCUGGACCCAAAGCUCCGAUAAGAGGGGGUCGUGUGCGCAGUAGCAGCCAGUCAGGCCCUCGGAAACCAGCUUUGCAAGCGCAAAAACCUCCGCCAUUGACACACUCGGCAAGUACUACACACGCGCCGCAGGUGGCAGAGCAUUACUACACAGGUACGACAGGAGGUGCAGCGUCUUCUACUUGUAAGGAUUGGAAGUUGACCUCUCUGUGAUCAUAUCCAGGCCUAUUCCAAGAAGAAUAGGCAUUUAGAUAUGCUAGAAGAUAGAAGAUAGGCCAAGAUCCAAGCCCUCCUCCUAACACUUCGGGAAAUGAUCGGCGUGUUGGCAAUGGCGCGGGAACCAGUAGUCUUCGUUUAGCAACAACGUCAUCUUCCAGGAAUAAUAGCAAGAAUUCGUCCAAAAGUAGUCGUCGACACGACGAGAGGCACCGUUCUGCAUCUGCAGGACCAGGCGCUGGGUUUUGGAGGGUACUAGUUUUUCAGAGUUUGCAUUAUAGGAUCCAUCUUGGUAAGUUGUUUCUUUGUCGUUUGGCAUGGAUGUGUCCUUCAUCAUUGUCAUAUUUUUGACUUUUCAUUAAGUCAAAUGCAAAUGGAGCAAGUUAUCAAUCUCGCAUUUCAGGACGAGAAUUCAGCGGGUUAUAGCCAUAGGAAUAAGCUUCGAAAGGUCGAAAUCAUGGACGGUUCUCCCCACCUUUUUGUGCGCGAUUAUGUGGGAGAGACUACCACAGAUGGGGAAAGCGAGAAUAUUAAAGGUCCAUCCGCUGCCGACGAUCAGCGAGGUAAGUACACUACUGAGCAGGAAAGGAUGAUCGUACAAGAACUCCUGUAUGGGGGACCAGAGGACUCAAACAAAGGACGCAACUCUGUCAAAGCAACACCGCAAAAGCCGAAGGUAUUUAUUAAGAUAUCGUUAUAAAUAUCAAUUUUUAGUUGAAAAGUACUUAAGAAUCUAAAUCAUGUUGCACUUGCCAUCGCGAAAAGGACCUGAAUUUGUAUCUAUCUACUUAUAUAUACGCAAGAAGAUCCUCAGGCCGCUCCAACUGUAGUCGAUGACGAGAAGCUUCGGGAGAAACUUCGAGAGCUUCCUUUUUCGGUGCACCACGAAAUCAAGGAGGAAAAGUUAGCUUUGUCCCCCAAGGCUGACUUCCGUGGCCGUGUGCAUUCACCCGAUGAGAUUAUCCGCGAAAUCAAUAGUAGAGGUAGCUUGCGCAAGGGAGGCCUUAGUAACAAGGGACGUGUUGGUUAUGCAGUCUGUGGGAAAUGCAUCUCCAAAGUCAUCUGGGAGAAGAAGACAAGAGGGAAGAAGCACGUCCACGUCCUAGAUGAUCCCUGAGAUGCAUUUCCUACACCUUUAAGCUGAGGCAGGUACCACGUCAACCGCGUCGCGACGAGUUGCAUCAGCCACACAUAAUCCUGCGGUCCAGGCGAGCGGGACCAACACGAUUGGCCACUAUCACACACACCACGCAGCAAAUUCCAUACAGGAAGAUGCGUUGGCACGAAGCGCUGCUGGCAAGUCACCGAUCCGAGGUGGACAGGCUCGAGGCGUCACAAACGGAGCACUAGGAAACUUCCCCUUCAGGAUAAAGGUACCUCUAAGUACAGCUUCUUGUAGUACUUACAAGUAUGUUGUUUGUUGAAGUUUCUGCAAGUAUGUAGACCCAUUUUUAGAUCAAUUAUGAAUUUACCAUCUCCAUGAUUCAUUUAUACCAGUGAAUGGAUCCGAAACACCCUCCACUAGGAAACUCCUACGUUUUCGCAGCGGGGUCGCGGAUACAUGGGGUCUCCUGGAUUGUCAAGUAAUUCCGUUCGAGCGCUCUCGCCACAGGCGAAGCAUGGCAUGGAUUCGACUCAUCAGCAUCUUGCUCGCAGGUUCCAGAUGGACGACGACGAGUUUGCUUCCACCAUCAACGACGCAAUGAAAGAGGCGGCGAAAAAAGCCUUGACUUAUCACAUGGAUUUUCAGGUAUUGAUCAUUCCUUCGAUUCAUGUUCAUGAUUUCUAGAUCAUUGGUGUGUAUUCGUCGUAUAAUUGACUAAUCCAUCAAAGAACCCCAUAGGACCAGCGGAAGCCUAGAUUGCAUGAGCCAUGGAAGAUGUGUAGUUGUGAAUACACCUAGUUUUAUUCAGCUUCUUCUGAAUCAUUUUGUCGCUCGCUUAAUACGCUGUUCUUAUCCCAUGGUGAUGAAUUUUUCAGACUGGGAAGCCGGGUUCUCCUGAAGAAGAUUCUAUUGCUAGAAGGCUAGGCCUAGGCACGGCGAACGACAACAUUAUGCAUGGAUGACUGAUGUGCUGAAAUCGCUGCUAUCUGAUAAGUUGCACCAAGAAGAUGAACAUGAAGUAGAUGACCAUGACGGUAAAGAAGUAAGUAGAUGAAUCCAGUAGGACUAGACUCCGAAGGUGUUGAUGACGGUCACGGUCGUAGAAAUUUUUUGAGUCUUCUACUUGCAUCACCUGAUUUUCACACUCUAAUAAAUGUGAAGAAUACCUCCAUUCGCGGACGCGAGAAAUUUACCAGCAGUACUGUGUGUUGCGACCGCGACCAGAAGAUUCAGGCCACCUACAAGACGCUAUCGAGCAUGGAAGAGGUGCGGUUGGAGGAGAAAGUCGAUUUCGUGUGAAAAGAUCAAAUCUCCAGGCAGCAGUAGGAGGUCCAUUGUCUUCUGCAGCUUCCGGAGGGCCUGCUUCAAUGAGGAAUGCCGUAGAUCCUGGAGCUAGUUAUGCUGGAAAUUUUACGUUCCCUCCACCGUCAGCCUCUGACGUGGUCCUUGAUGGCAGUGUAAAUCUGCACGCUGCACAGUUGCUGUCGCAUGGGCCCAGUCAGGGGCAAUACGAUAGGCACGUGGCGAAACGCUUUCCAGGCCAGCUGCUGGGUACGAGUGGUGCAGGCACAGGAUUUCAUCCGGAUCAGCACAUUCCCGCAGCGAUACGACCAGAAGAUGAAGCGGUAGAAAAACUGCAAUUUCCAUUUCGAUCUCCGAGAAAGUUGUACCAUGAUCGUAAGGAAGACGAAGAACUAGUAAGACUCGCGCUUUUUGUUUCUGUUUCUUUGGGAGAUUGAUACUUCCUGAGAGAUUGAGAUUUGUCAUCUUUUACACGUGAAUCAUGAUUCAUAAUUGUCCAUCGAAGAACAUGAUUGAUGAUUCAUAUCUUCGCACUUCUAUCUCCAGGCAUUCGUCGCUGGAGCCGCAGGCUAUGUCGACUACUAUGACCAAGGGGCGAUGGCGAGCGUGGGUAGCCAUCAACAUCACGCAUCCGCCUACAUGGUGCAUCAGAACAUGCCUAUGUUGAACCAGCAGCUUCAACACGAGCGCUCGUGAUUGGGUAAAUAAUGGGAGAAGAGACAAGCCGGCGGCAACGCGUGCUACAGUUUUUUCUACUUCACAUUUUCUUGAGUUUUUCCUUGAUGAGUUCUGCAGAUCGAUGGAGAAACUCAAACCAAACACUUCAUUUUUAAAAAAAUGCCAAUAACAGUUUAUUCUACUACGGCUCGUCUGCUUACCCAGUAGCGACCGUAGCUUUGUACAGGUGGAAAUCUGAACAGCUUUUCAAAUGUAACGGUGAAUAUCCAAAUAAAGUAACAUGAACACCUGUGACAUUAGGUUCGAAUUUUCCAGUGGAUACAAAGAAUUAUAUGCUCGUCUUUUAUUAAUUUACAUUCGGCAAACUAACAAGUAACUGAAAAUGAUUCCAUUCAUUAGCAAAGUGGCAGAUCACCAUUCGGCAGAACUACAUACGAGAUGUUGCAUACUCAAGAAGACGAUUUUACGAGAUUUCUAGCACUAAAUAAGGUCACGGGAGAGCAAGAGUACAACAUUAGCAAUUUGCACAGAGGAAAUACAUGGACAGGAAGGAUAUCGCGUACUUUCCCUUCACCAUCUUUCUACAUCUAUUCUUUGGGGGGAUUUUUCGAGGUGAUUUUUAGAGAUGGUUUCUCGAAGGAGCUGGGGGAACUCCAAGGCUGGAGUUCGAGUUUAAGUAUUUUGAUUGAACCUUUCCAGAUGGUGAUCGAUGGCAUUGCAUAUACUGACAUAAUCACCCUUUUACAAUAUUGUUCUGGCACGAUGCACAUGCUGUCAUGAUGCAAUCUCCAAAACAAACUAGGAUACGACAAAUACGAGCUCCCCAUGCUCCUUCUGGGUCAAGAACAU
Molecule: messenger RNA, 12507 nt
Organism: Amoebophrya sp. A25
Lineage: Eukaryota; Dinophyceae; Syndiniales; Amoebophryaceae
Source: the annotation of a GenBank genome assembly